AAAUAUAUUUUUCUGUUAUCAGUGGUGAUGGCUGUUCUUUCCUUACUUUACACCAGCCGAAAUGCUGUGUUGCCAUGGUUUCCAAAUGCCAUUUUCCUUACAACUUCUUGGCUUUGGCUUGUGGAAGCAGACGGGUUGAUGGCAUGGCCAGCCAGAUAGAAUAUCUUUCCCCGUUACAUCCAUCAGCAGGGAUGUUGAUCUUUCUGUAAGGAAAAUAUAUAUCUUUUCGUAAGGUGCAAGCCACGUAGCCUGUUUUGGCUACAAAAUGACUCUACUGGCUGUAGUUCUAUCAUACUGGUUAUUGAAUACUGGAAAAAAAUUGUUUUCCUUCACCUGUGCUGGUGGCCUAAGAGUUAUUUGCAUAGUUGGUGUGUGGUGAUAUGUGCGCGCGUGUGUGUGUGUAAGAGGGAGAAUCAGCUGUCCUUCUCUCCUUUUCUGCCUCUUUGUGCAAUUUCGGAUGUUCUUCCAGGAGCAAUGCAGGGAAAAUGAAAAUAGAUGGCAAGUUCUUUUGCCAUCUAUUUGGAUUUUUUGCUAUCUUUGGAUGGGUUUUUAGCAGUUGAGGCAUUAGGAAAUGUACUGGGAAAGAGCAGCUUUUAGUUUCUUUUCCCUGUCUAGGUAGAGAUGGGAAGAUCUAACCUCUUUCUGAAUUACAGGUGUUAAUCAUAUUCAAAGAAUUGUGUUAUUUUCAUCUUCAGUUCUAGCUAGAGGGGAAGCUGCCACUUAAAUCCACCUGCAUCAUGUACAAGACCAGGGAAUGUCUGGGAAUAUUGUAUUGUCUUCUGUGAAGCCACAGUUUUGAGCAAAGGUCCAAUACAAGAAAUACCUGUGUUGUGGUUGGGCUUAGGAGAAUUACUAGGCUGAGGAGGAAUGUUAUGAUCUUAAUAUGAUAGGAAUCAGUCCUGUAGGGGAAAUGGUUACCGAAGUUACAUUCACUCUUGUUUCGAAAGUAUUGGGUCAUGAAUUGAAUCAACAGUUGAACUGAUUUUUAUAUAUCUAUUAAUUUAUUUGAUGUGAUAUGCAGCUGUGGUGGUAAAGGCAUACUGCUAACUCUUGUAUGAGUUCAGUGUUUAAGUAAACGUCCCAGGGAGGUGGAGGUGAUGGUGGCAUUCUGCUGGGAAGUGCACGUGCCACUGAGAGCCUCCAGUUGCCUUGCUGUUGUCAUGAACAACAGAGAGACAGUAGUCCAUUUCUCUUUUCUCUGAUCUGUCCCCAGAUGGGGCAUUUUCUGCUUUGAAGGACAAACAAAGGCAUCGUCUUGCUUACUUAUUUCUUUUUAUGUUAUGACUUAGGGAGCUUGCAUUAGUGUGCAUCCAGUUCAUUGUCAUGUAUUCUUCACUCCAAGGGUGGGACAGGAGGCCAUGCUGAACUUGUUGUGGAUAAGGCUCAGGGCUUCUUUCAGCCUAAGAGGAUUUCCCCAUUCUUCCCCAAAAGAAAACUGUUUAGCUGCAGAGAUUUGGCCUUAUGCUUUUAAAGAAAUUAUCUGAGGUUUUAGUAGAUUGCUACUGUUCUACAAUUCACUAGAAACAGUUGAGUAAUCCACUAAUCUCAAGACAUCUUCAUCUACAUGGAAUCAUCUGUUAUCAACUGUCUACCUUCAAAAUUUAUGUGGAUAUCUAACAAAUCACAUCAGAUGCCCAGGACGGUCAGGAAUGUCACCAUCAAGUAUUGCGAACCUGACCCUAAAAUCAAAGGAGUUAUCAGUCCUGAAUCAGUAGUUGUGUAUAGUGUUUCUUACACCACUUCAAAUACAAUGAUGUUUGUAGUUUUAAGUAGCUUUCUGAGGAGAAAUAAGUUAAUAGCUUCUUGGGAAUUGGGUUCUCUUUUAAAAUGUUCCCGGAACAUUUUUUUCUGCUCUUCUGAGGACAAUGCUAAUUUCAAGAGGAACAUACAAUUAACAAACUGCAGGAAAUUUUGUGUUUGUCUGAAUAUUUAACCAGCUGAUUACACGGCAUUAUUUUUUAUGGGGUGUGUGGGAACUGCUGAGUCAUGGCCUGAUUGAACACCUGAGGUGAGCAAUGAGUCAGCCAUGGGAACACAGGUGAAGGCAAUUCUCCUGUGCUGCUGGAAGGGCUGGAGCCUGGCUGCACCUCUCUUAGACCCAUUUAAGAGCUGGCUACCAGUGGGGAAGGAUCUCUUCUGGAGAUCUCUUUGGAGUUUUACAGUGAGCCCAGGACGAGAUUACUAUAACUCCAGGUGGUACAAUCCAGAUCUCUAAUCCACCUUCUGAUGGUACCCAGGGACUGCACGCGUUAACAAUGACAAAUUCAGGAGCUCCUCAGCCAGGUGCUACCAUUGUGCAAUACGCAGCACACUCAUCUGAUGGUACACAACAGUUUUUUGUUCCUGGAAGCCAACUUGUUGUUCAAGCUGCCACUGGAGACAUGCCGUCCUACCAGCUUCGGACUCCCACUACUAACUUACCUCAGGGAGUGGUAAUGGCAGCCUCACCAGGGGCUCUGCAUAGUCCUCAGCAACUGGCAGAAGAGGCAACGCGCAAGAGAGAGCUGCGGCUUAUGAAAAAUAGGGAAGCUGCCAGAGAAUGUCGCAGAAAGAAGAAAGAAUAUGUCAAAUGUCUUGAAAAUCGUGUGGCUGUGCUUGAAAACCAAAACAAGACUCUCAUUGAGGAACUCAAGGCCCUCAAAGAUCUUUAUUGUCAUAAAGCAGAAUAACUGUCUUUCAUUUGGACCUUGUUUAUUAUGAACUUUAAUCAAGGCAUGAGAGGAAGCAAUUCUACAGAUUGCCAUAUGAACUUGAGAAAGAGACACUUGAGGCCCUUGUGGAACCCCACUUUUGCUUAAUGUUUUCAGACUUAUUUGGGAGAUGCUCCAAAAUUUGGAAUUCAGUUGUAGUCUCCCUACUCUGCUGAGCUUUCUAAUAGCAUGCAAAUGGCUUGUUGUUUGCACUUUUUACUUCUGCUUUUUGCAGGGAAGCUGCUAAAGAAUGUCGACGUCGGAAGAAAGAAUACAUAAAAUGUCUGGAGAGUCGUGUUGCAGUGCUAGAAGUUCAGAACCAGAAACUUAUAGAGGAGCUUGAAACCCUUAAAGACAUUUGCUCUUCCAAAGCAGAUUAGUAAAAAUAUUUAUUAUACUGUGAACUGACCUGAAAUAUGUCCGGUUGCUUUAUAAGGCAAUACAAGGCCAAUAUGAAUUAUGGCUUUCUCUGUGUCAUUUAUAUUAUAUUCCAACUUCCAACAUUCCUGAAAUGCUUUCCUGCUUUUUGUCAAUUCAUAGCUCUGCUUACAGGUUUUCCACGUUCCACCUUCCACCUCCCAAGGAGCCAAAUGAUUUAAACAAAAAAAAAAAUCGAAGUCAAAAAAAACCAUAAUUUCUAAGAGCUGUUUCUUUGCCAUAUAUUUACAUGCUACUUUUUACGUGUACUGCUAGCGUUCAGCACAUGCAAACUAUUUUGCAGCUGUUUCAAAUGAAUCAAAGAUAAUGCAUCCGGUAAUAUGAGAAAAAUCAAAUAACUCAAGGUAUCUCAGGAAAGAGUUUAUAAAAGAAUGUUAUGAUUACAUGUAUGUAUUAGCAAACUGGUCUACAAAUGAUUUUAUGACAUAUUUUUAUAUUAGUUGCUUUGUGGAAAGAAAAAGUAUUGUAUUGCUAUCACUGAGUGCCAUGGCUAAAGAUAGUUUUUAAUAGAAUGAUGUUGUUUAA
Molecule: messenger RNA, 3653 nt
Organism: Tympanuchus pallidicinctus (lesser prairie-chicken)
Lineage: Eukaryota; Metazoa; Chordata; Aves; Galliformes; Phasianidae
Gene: CREM
Product: cAMP responsive element modulator
Exons: 4
Coding region: 2256-2669 (137 amino acids)
Biological process (GO): regulation of transcription by RNA polymerase II
Cellular component (GO): ATF4-CREB1 transcription factor complex; nucleus
Molecular function (GO): protein binding; DNA-binding transcription factor activity, RNA polymerase II-specific; RNA polymerase II cis-regulatory region sequence-specific DNA binding
Source: RefSeq, a predicted model, not a curated record